Coprinopsis cinerea okayama7#130 is the source of this 1518-nucleotide messenger RNA. RefSeq names its product cytochrome P450. The record is from RefSeq and is a predicted model, not a curated record. NCBI's taxonomy places the organism in Eukaryota, Fungi, Basidiomycota, Agaricomycetes, Agaricales, Psathyrellaceae. Bases 1 to 1518 code for a protein of 505 amino acids. The transcript has 12 exons. Gene Ontology annotation, molecular function: iron ion binding; heme binding; oxidoreductase activity, acting on paired donors, with incorporation or reduction of molecular oxygen.
AUGUCGUGGAUGCAGGUUCUCGGGAUUGGAGCUGCCUGCUGGCUCCUAUACCAAUGGGUUUUAUUCCAUAUCACCAAGCGCAAGCUUCGACAUAUCCCAACCGUUGGCUCAGAUGGCUUCAUUACAUCCUAUAUCUCAGCCUGGAAAUUCAUGGUCAAUGGUCAUCAAAUGAUUCAGGAAGGCUAUGAAAAGUACCCUGGCAAAGCCUUCAAGGUUCCAACACUUGUGACACCCAAUCGUUGGCUGAUCAUCGUCAGCGGCACCAAAUUAGUUGAAGACUUCCGAAAAGCCACAGAGGAACAACUCUCCUUCAAGAACGUUGCAUUCGAGCUUCUGCACACCGAUCAUCUUUUUGGGACGGCGAAUAUGCGCACGGAGCCGUAUCACAUUGACGUCGUCCGUGGACCAAUGACAAGAGGGUUCCCGGGACGUUUUGACGAGAUCAAGGAAGAGAUCCACGAAUCCUUCUCCGACCUUAUGCCGCCAAGUGACGAUUGGACGCCCUAUGCGAUACACAGCGCCUUAAUCCCGAUCGUGUGUCGAACAAGUAACCGACUGUUCGUUGGCCUACCUCUUUGUCGUAAUCCGGAGUACCGCAGGAUUCAAGAAAACCUCACUAUUCAUAUCUUUGCGGCAGCCAACUUCUUGAAUGUCCUACCAGCAUUUAUGAGACCGCUCGUUGGCCGCCUAAUCACCAAGUUCCCCGCGGAUAACAAGAGGCUUCAGAAACACUUGGGUCCCUUGAUCAACGAGAGGAUCGCAAUGGACGAAGCAAAUGGACGCAAGUGGGAAGGUCGACCAAACGACCUUAUUUCGUGGUUGUUGGAUCUUGUUCCUCCUGAGCUCAAGAACCUCCCGGACUUGACUCUACGAAUCAUCUCAAUCAACAUUGCCGCCAUCCACACCACUUCUAUUACGCUCAGCAAUACCCUCUUUGAUCUCGCACCCCGCCAAGAGUAUAUCGAGCCUCUGCGCAAGGAGGUAGAAGAGAUUAUUGAAGAGUAUGGCUGGACGAAGGAGGCUAUGGGCAGAAUGCGCAAGUUGGAUAGCUUUAUCAAAGAAUCCAGUCGUGUUUCUGGAUUGGCAUCUCUGUCUGUCACUAGGAAGUCCAUGACAGACUACAAGCUUUCCGAUGGGACUGUCCUCCCAGCCGGGUUCCGAGUCGCUGUGGCUGCCAUCCCGACCCACCUUGAUCCCUCCGUAUAUGACGACGCCGCAGAAUUCAAGGGCUUCCGAUUUGCCGAGAAGAGGGAAGGCGGUGAAGAGUUCGACCACCUCCGUCACCAGAUGGUCUCCCUCGACCCCAACUUCUUGUUCUUUGGACAUGGUCGUCCCGCUUGCCCUGGUCGCUUCUUCGCCGUCAACGAGGUCAAAGCCAUGUUAGCAUACAUCCUCAUGAACUACGACUUCAAGCUGCCAGAAGACAGCAAGACGCCGCCAUCACCCCACUGGUUCGCAUCAAACCGAAGCCCUAACCAGUUCGCAAAGAUCUUGUUCAGGAAGCGUCAAAGGGCGUAG